ACCCUAUGUUUUAUCAAUGGUUUAUCCUUGAUUCAUCAUGAUUUAACAUAAUACAACUACUAAUUAAAUGGUUAUUUUGCUAAUAGAUGCUUGAAGCUGGGUACUCUCCAAAACAAGCACCUCAUUAGUUACAGCCACUGUGCUUGAACAGAUAAAGUGUCCCUAGGGCUUGCAGGGGUGCAUUGAGAGCAACAGCUUCAUCUAGGCCCUAGGGACUUGAACAGACUUGUUCCUCUCCUGCGUGUUGUCAAGGAGACAGCUGGUUGAUCCAUGAUCACUGAUGGUUCAUAUUUACAUACCCCAUGUGGGGGAAGGAGGGAUACACUAGCAGGGCUGGCCUGGCCAUCUGUCAUUUUGGGAAAUGCCAGAUGGGCUGGUUCAUUUUUAGCCCAGUGGGCCUGUCUAACUCAGGUUUUUUGUGCAAAAUUAUAAAUUUUUGGCUAAUAAUGUGGGCCUCAGAGAAAAUAUGGCCUGGUGUAGGGGCCUUGAGGAAAAGGUGGGCCAGUGUGGGAACCUCAAGGAAAAGAAGGGGCAGGUGUGUUAGAAAUGUCAGGGCUGAUUUCUGGUCCCAGUCUGUCCCUGUACACUAACCUAUAUUGACAGUCCUUAAUGAUUUCUGGUCUCAGUCUGCCCCUGUACACUAGCCUACAGUAUUUUCACAGUCCUUAGUGAUUUCUGGUUCCAGUCCGCCCCUUUACACUAGCCUAUAUUCACACUCCUUAAUUACUUGGCUAAUAAUGGGGGCCUCAAGGAAAAAAUGGCCUGGUGUAGGGGCCUCGAGGAAAAAAAUGGACCGGUGUAGGGGCCUUGAGGAAAAAAAUGGCCAGUGUGGGAGCCUCAAGGAAAAGAAGGGGCAGGUGUGCUAGAAAUGUCAGGGCUGAUUUCUGGUCCCAGUCUGUCCCUGUACACUAACCUAUAUUCACAGUCCUUAGUGAUUGCUGGUCCCAGUCCGCCCCUCUACACUAGCCUAUAUUCACAGUCCUUAGUUACCCUCUACUCGCUUGUUCCUAACAGGAAAGGCUUCUGUGGUCAAAUUUAUGUGGCCUGUUCGAUUUCACUGUCAGUUAAAAUCAGGCCAAUAAAAGCUCUCCAUUCUCUGAGGCCUAUAGAGCCAUUGCACUUUUGUUGCAGUGGUCACUUUCUGCAUGCCACAGGCAGCCCAGGUCUCUCUACGACACAACUUAUUUUCAACCUCUGGUUUGCCCAGCAAUGAGUUACCUCACGUCAAUCGAUAGGAAGACCAACUUGCGUGGUCCAACUGGUCUUACCUGCGUAGUUGUCUUUCUUUUGUAAAUGGCAUUACAUUUUAAUGGAGACAAACAGCCCUUUUAGUGAUGUGGCAUUUUGUAGAGAUGGUUGCAAGUGCUGGUGCUUGAGCACUCAUUCUGGUGUGUGUGUGGCAUCCCCACCCCAGAUGGAGAUGUCUGGGGUUCCGGCGGGGGUGACACGGAGGACUGGGACAGUGAAGAGGACGAUGUGGGGGGGCCUGAGGCAGCAGUGGAAGCUACUGGGCCUGUUUGAGAUUGACCAGCAGCACGAGUUCUACAGCCUCACCUCUAUGAUGAAGGAAGGUCUCUCUGCAGCCGUGCAGACCACCAUCGACAACCCACCACCGGAUGAAUUGUCAGAAGAUGAUUACAGAUUGGAAGUCACUCAAAUACAUAAGGACUUUAAAAUGGAGACAUUUGCAGGGCCAGUGUUUGCCAGCUUGCGUCGCUCCCUGGGAAUGACAGAAAAGGAGUAUCAGCAUUCUCUCUCCUUCGAUGGCUCAUACCUGCAGUUCAUCAGCAACUCCAAAAGCAAGGCUGACUUCUUUCUGACGAACGAUAAGUGUUUUUUCCUGAAGACCCAGAAUAAGAGAGAGGUGAAAUUCCUCUUGUCCAAUCUGAGAAUCUACAUGGAGCACCUAGAGAAGUAUCCCCAUUCACUGCUGGUCAAGUUCUUAGGUGUCCACAGGAUAAACAUUUCCCAUAGGAGGAAGAAGUACUUUAUUGUAAUGCAGAGUGUUUUUUAUCCUGACGAUCGAAUAAAUGCCAGGUAUGACAUCAAGGGUUGUGAGGUGAGCCGGUGGACAGACCCCGCCCCUGAGGGUAGCCAGGUUAUUGUUGUCCUCAAGGACUUGAACUUCCAGGGCCAGUAUAUCACUCUGGACCAGCAGCGGCCGUGGCUGCUCCGGCAGGUGGAGAUUGACACGUCGUUCUUGCAGAGACUCAACGUGCUGGACUACAGCCUCCUGGUGGGCCAUCAGCCCCUGCACCAGGACGAACGCCACCAGGGCCUUUCUUUUGCCAACCUUAUCAUGCGCACAAAAAAGUCAGUGAUCACUGGCUCAAGCCCCACCCAUGCGGGCAUGCCCACUGUUCCAGGGGUGGUCCCAGAGGAAGACUCCAUCCUGUCGGUGUCAGAGAUGGAUGGCGGGACAGGAAGUGGCAGCGUUGCCGAAUCAAGGGGAGGAAGUGACCCGGGCAGUGCCCUUUCCGGGAGAACCUGUACUGAGCAGCCGGCCGGGUCGGUCACAGAUUCGAUGGUGCUCAGGGACUUCCAGGCCCAGAACCGCCGGCUGCUGCCCAACUUCAAGAACCCGCUACACGUCAUUGACGGACCGGAGCAUCGCUACUUUGUGGGCAUCAUUGACAUCUUCACUGUCUACAGCUUCAAGAAGAGGCUGGAGCAUUGGUGGAAGAGACUGCGGCACCCAGGGCAGGCCUUCUCCACCGUCAGCCCCACCUCUUACUGCCUUAGACUCUGCCAGUGGGUACAGGACCACACCGAGUAGACUCAGAAAAAGAGGAGGAUGAGGAUGGUUAGUCCCAGUAGCAGAUUCUCUGCCCAAGAACAAACGUUUGCAUGCACACAACUUGGACACUGACCAGAGACAUGAAGCUAUGCUUUUAAAGCGCUAUAAUUUCAGAUUGAUCAAGGAGCAGUUACUUUCAUGUUUCUACAUCUCCAGACCAAAGCUAAAACAAAUAUAAACCAUUAUAUACAAAUAUAAUAUUCACCAUCGCAAAUUCAUGGGUUUCCUUUUCAUAUUAUUUGUUAAGUAAACAAAGAAAAAGGUGCGACAUUUAUAAUCAAGUACUAUGAAUUAAUUAGCUGAUUCUCCAAAGUAUAAUCGUUUUUAAUUGUUGAAGUUCAAUUAUCAAGUGAAUGCUGAAAACCAAAAUAAUUGUACAAAUUUGCCACCUCAUAUGGAUUUAUUUUUACAAUUGUACUUUGAAGUGUUUAUACCUGUGCAAUUUUGUUGUAUUUUUAAAAGCUGUGUUUUCACUGUUCAACUGACCAAGUGAAUAUACUCUCCCGAUAUAUGAUUGUGCAGUGUGUGUGUGUGUGUGUGUGUGUGUGUGUGUGUG
Molecule: messenger RNA, 3353 nt
Organism: Oncorhynchus masou masou (cherry salmon)
Lineage: Eukaryota; Metazoa; Chordata; Actinopteri; Salmoniformes; Salmonidae
Gene: pip5kl1
Product: phosphatidylinositol-4-phosphate 5-kinase-like 1
Exons: 9
Coding region: 1310-2776 (488 amino acids)
Biological process (GO): phosphatidylinositol phosphate biosynthetic process
Cellular component (GO): plasma membrane
Molecular function (GO): 1-phosphatidylinositol-4-phosphate 5-kinase activity
Source: RefSeq, a predicted model, not a curated record